AUGUCUGGUUUAAAAGUCGCUAUCAUUGGUGCUAACGGUAAAAUUGGUCGUCUUCUAAUAAAUAUCUUAAAACAAGACAAGACAAAUUUUGAUACACCAUUAGCUAUCGUAAGAAACUCAGAACAACAGGACUAUUUUAUCAACGAAAUCAAAGUCAACGCCUCCUUAACAAGCAUAGAACAUGCAACAGUUAAAGAGAUAGCUGACGCAAUUAAGGGGUACGAUGCUGUCGUCUUCAGUGCAGGUGCUGGUGGUAAAGGUGUUGAAAGAAUCUUCACUGUAGACUUGGAUGGCUGUUGCAAAGCCAUUGAAGCUUGUCAAUUGGCCAACGUUAAAAGAUUUAUUGUGGUCUCUGCUUUAAAAGCAGAAGAUAGAGAUUUUUGGUGGAGCAUCCCUUCUUUAAGAGAAUACUAUAUCGCUAAAAGAGCAGCAGAUCAUGAUGUUAGGUUGUCUGGUUUGAAUUACACUAUUUUACAACCUGGGUGGCUGCUAGAUAGUAAUGGUACACAAAAGUUUGCAUCUUUGAAUCAAGUCGAUAAGAUGGUGGAAAUGGGGGAAAAAACUGUCGCUAGAGAGGACGUGGCCUUGUUUAUCAAGGAAGCUCUAUUACAUGAAAAUGAAACUAAAGAAAAGACUAUUCCAUUACUUAAUGGUGAUAUCCCAAUUAAUGAAUUUAUUACAACUAUUUAA
Molecule: messenger RNA, 690 nt
Organism: Arxiozyma heterogenica
Lineage: Eukaryota; Fungi; Ascomycota; Saccharomycetes; Saccharomycetales; Saccharomycetaceae
Exons: 1
Coding region: 1-690 (229 amino acids)
Source: RefSeq, a predicted model, not a curated record